Molecule: messenger RNA, 1468 nt
Organism: Glycine soja
Lineage: Eukaryota; Viridiplantae; Streptophyta; Magnoliopsida; Fabales; Fabaceae
Product: thaumatin-like protein 1
Exons: 3
Coding region: 110-1006 (298 amino acids)
Biological process (GO): defense response
Cellular component (GO): extracellular region
Source: RefSeq, a predicted model, not a curated record
UAUAAAUUACAAAUCUUAGGGGCAUUGUCCCUUCCCUUGGCCAUCAAAUUCAAUCCCUCUAUAGUUUCUAAGGCUCAACCUACAUUACCAGCUAUAAUAAUCCUUGAAAAUGCCAACAACAACAUCCUGGAAGCUCACCAGUUUGCUCAUUUUCUUUACAUUCUUCUCUUGUUCUUUCUCAUACACAUUCACCAUAAUCAACAACUGCCCACAUACUAUAUGGCCAGGUACACUUUCUGGUUCAGGGAGUCCUCCACUUGCAACAACCGGAUUCCGGUUAGACACAGGUCAAAGCAUCAAACUUACGACUGUUCCAGGUUGGUCAGGGCGGAUAUGGGCAAGGACUGGUUGCACAUUUGAUGCAACAGGAGUUGGCAAAUGCCAAACAGGUGACUGUGGGGGAAGACUGGAAUGUCAGGGAAAUGGUGCCGCUCCUCCUACCUCACUGUUUGAGAUAACACUUGGUGCAGGCAAUGGGCAAGACUUCUAUGAUGUUAGCAUGGUAGAUGGCUACAAUUUGCCAUUACUCGCUCUACCACGAGGUGUAUAUGGUGAUGCCUGUAAUUCCACAGGUUGUAUUACUGAUAUUAAUAGAGGUUGUCCAAAAGAACUUCAAUUACUUGGAGGCGAUCAAAACCAACGGGUAGUCGGGUGUAGGAGUGCUUGUGAGGCAUUCAAGACAGACAAGUAUUGCUGCAGUGGAGCAUUCGCUAAUCCAAAUACAUGCCAGCCUUCCUAUUAUUCAACCAUUUUCAAGAAGGCUUGUCCAAGAGCUUAUAGCUAUGCCUUUGAUGAUGGCACCAGCACUUUCACUUGCAAAGCAAACGAAUAUGAUAUUGUUUUCUGUCCCAACAGCAAUGGGAUGAGAAGACCAAAUCUUGCAGCUCCUCCUCCACCAAUUAGGCAGCCCUUUUGGAAGCAUCAGCAGGUCACUUCCUCAUCAAAUAUUUUAUUACCCUUUCCAGCGCCAAUCUUUCUCUUGGUUCUCACUCUUUCUCAUUUGUAAGAUAUGACCAGUAAUAUAAAAUAACAUCUGAAGAGACUCACAAGGGCUUUUAAAAGGAGGGGAGAAGAAAAAAAUAAGGCACAAUCAAUGAGAUGGAAACCAUGAACAGCAAAAAUAUUACACUUGAAGAACCCUUUGCAAACAAAUGAUUCAGAAAGUAGUCUUCUAAAGCUCCAAUAAGUUCGGAGCUUAUUAAGAACUAAUUGAUAUCAUCUAAAUACCACCGGUCAUAAUUCCUGUCUAUUCACUAUUCUCUCAAGAUAACUUGUAAAUCUAGCAAAAUAAAUGUUAAGAAGGAAACAACUAGUCCUUUGCAAUGUAAACAGGAAUAUAAGAAUCCUCAAAUUCAUUCUCUCACAUAUUCCAUAGUACAUGUUCUGCAGAAAUUUAAUGAACAAAGUGACCCUUCUAGAUGAUAGUAGCCAGGUAAUGCAGAUCAAUUAAAAGAAAAAAAAUAAAAAA